Aureobasidium subglaciale EXF-2481 is the source of this 2105-nucleotide messenger RNA. Its product is annotated as alcohol oxidase. Bases 1 to 2025 code for a protein of 674 amino acids. Gene Ontology annotation, molecular function: oxidoreductase activity, acting on CH-OH group of donors; flavin adenine dinucleotide binding. NCBI's taxonomy places the organism in Eukaryota, Fungi, Ascomycota, Dothideomycetes, Dothideales, Saccotheciaceae. The transcript is spliced from 6 exons. The record is from RefSeq and is a predicted model, not a curated record.
AUGACUGUCCCAGACGAGGUCGAUAUCAUCGUUACUGGUGGAGGAUCAUGCGGUUGUGUCGUCGCUGGCCGAUUGGCCAACUUGGACCACAAUCUUCAGGUCAUGCUCAUUGAAGCUGGAGAGUCCAACCUCAACAACCCUUGGGUGUAUCGUCCUGGUAUCUAUCCCAAGAACAUGAAGCUCGACAGUAAGACUGCUUCAUUCUACUACUCGAGACCUUCUGAAUGGCUCGGUGGACGUCGUGCCGUUGUACCUUGUGCCCAUAUUCUCGGUGGAGGUUCAUCUAUCAAUUUCAUGAUGUACACUCGUGCUUCGGCUUCCGACUAUGAUGACUUCCAAGCCAAGGGUUGGACCACCAAGGAGCUCAUCCCCCUGAUGAGAAAGCACGAGACAUACCAGAGAGCUUGCAACAACCGUGACAUCCACGGUUUCGAAGGUCCCAUCAAGGUCUCCUUCGGCAACUACACUUACCCCGUCAUGCAAGACUUCCUCAGAGCCGUCGAGUCCCAAGGUAUCCCCGUCACAGACGAUCUCCAAGACUUGACAACGGGUCAUGGAGCCUGCCACUGGGAGAAGUGGAUCAAUAGAGAUACUGGACGUCGAUCUGACUCUGCUCAUGCUUACAUUCACAGCACACGUGCUGUUCAUUCCAACUUGCACUUGGUUUGUAACACCAAGGUCGAGAAGAUUAUUAUGGAAGGAGGUAGAGCUGUUGGUGUCAAGGUUGUCCCUACCAAGCCCCUUACUCCUGGACAGGAUCAUGCCAAGGUUUAUAAGGCAAGAAAGCAAAUCAUCGUUAGUGGUGGUACCCUGAGUUCACCCCUCAUCCUCCAGCGAUCAGGCAUUGGUGACCCCGAGAAGCUUCGUGCUGCUGGUGUCAAGCCUCUGGUCGACCUUCCUGGUGUUGGUCUCAACUUCCAGGAUCAUUACUUGACAUUCUCGGUCUUCCGUGCUAAGCCUACCUGUGAAUCUUUCGACGAUUUUGUUCGUGGAGACCCUGUUGUACAGAAGCAGGUGUUUGAUCAGUGGAACAUCAAUGGUACUGGUCCGCUGGCUACUAAUGGUAUCGAUGCUGGCGUCAAAAUCCGCCCAACCGAGGAAGAACUCAACCAAAUGGACUCCUGGCCAUGUCCCGAGUUCAGAUCUGGAUGGGACAGCUAUUUUGCCAAGGCCUUAGAUAAACCUGUUAUGCAUUAUUCAGGGAAGUCGUUGGCUAACGAAAAAACAGUUAUUGCUGGAUGGUUUGGCGACCACAUGCUCAUGCCCCCUGGAAAGUUCUUUACCAUGUUCCACUUCCUGGAGUACCCCUUCAGCAGAGGUUUCACUCACAUCACCUCUCCUAGUGCCUACGACGCCCCUGACUUUGACGCCGGCUUUAUGAACGACAAGAGAGACAUGGCACCCAUGGUCUGGGGCUACGUCAAGUCACGCGAGACAGCUCGCCGCAUGGAUGCCUACGCCGGAGAAGUACAAUCCAUGCACCCCUUCUACGCCUUUGACAGCCCAGCCCGCGCUCUUGACAUGGACCUGGCCACCACAAAGGCCUAUGCAGGAGAAAACCACAUCACUGCGGGUAUCCAACACGGUAGCUGGAGUAUGCCUCUGGAAUCUGGUACCGCUCCCUCACCUAGCUUCUUGAACAGCAAUAAGCAGGAGAUCAGGCAGGAUCUGGUUUACACGAAUGAGGAUAUCAACCAUGUUAUUGAGUGGACCAAGAGACAUGUGGAGACUACCUGGCAUAGUCUGGGAACGUGCUCCAUGGCUCCCAAAGAGGGCAACUCGAUUGUCAAGCAUGGUGUCUUGGAUGAGCGCCUCAAUGUCCACGGUGUCAAGGGCCUCAAAGUUGCUGACCUCUCCAUCUGCCCUGACAACGUGGGUUGCAACACCUACUCCACUGCUCUGUUGAUUGGAGAGAAGUGUGCCAUGCUUGUCGCAGAAGAUCUUGGUUACUCGGGCAGUGCUUUGGACAUGAAGGUGCCCAACUACCAUGCACCCAGAGAGAUUGCUGGACUUUCUCGUCUGUAGUGGAACGAUGCUGCUUAUGAUGAUGAGGUGAAUGGGAAUUCAAUGCUUCUAUUGUUUAUAGUCUAUGACCUCGAAAUGAC